This is a messenger RNA of Medioppia subpectinata, 483 nucleotides long. The record is from the annotation of a GenBank genome assembly. Lineage: Eukaryota; Metazoa; Arthropoda; Arachnida; Sarcoptiformes; Oppiidae.
CGUAUUCUAUAUCAACGCGAAGGUCAUACGAAAUCGCCGACUAGAAUACGCUUUCACGGCUCUAAAGGCCAGUAUGUGUUAAGCGCUGGUCUGGACUCAAGUUUGAGAGCAUUUUCAAUAUUCUCUGAGCGAUUGAAUCGUAACCUCGGAGUCGCCUCUUAUAAUAGGAAAGUGUCUAAAAAGAAAGGCGUCCGCAAAGACCCCAAACGUAUGAAACCGAUCAUCGAUUUCACGGCCGAAACGAAUCGGGAGAAGGAAUGGGACGGAAUCGCUGCGUGUCAUCGAGGUCUAAAUCUGGUGACCACGUGGUCUUUUGACACUUGUAAAAUGGGUCGACACAAACUCCUACACAAGCGUUUUACCGCUGAAUACAAUGUGGUCGCUUUGUGCGUUUGUUUGAGUUGUUGUGGAAAUUUUGUUAUAAUUGGUUACAAUACGGGUCAUGUGGACAGAUAUAAUAUACAGUCGGGUAUUCAUAGGGCC